GUUAUGCAUUAGAUCCCUCUAUAGAUAACCCUGAAGUUGCUACAAAAUAUAUUGGUUCUGUAGAAGAAGCUGAAAAAAAUCAAGGUUUAACAGUGUUUGAAACUGGACAAAGGAAAAUUGAAAAAAGGAAGAAAUUCAAGGAGAAUGAUGCAUCUAAUAUUGAUGGUUUUCUGGGACCAUGGGCAAAGUAUGUUGAUGAAAAAGAAGUAGCCAAGCCAUCAGAAGAAGAACAGAAAGAGUUGGAUGAAAUAACAGCUAAGAGGCAGAAGAGAGGAAAACUAGAAGAUGAUAAACCUGGAGAGGAGAAGACUAUAUUACAUGUUAAGGAAAUGUAUGACUAUCAGGGGAGAUCUUAUCUUCAUGUCCCUCAAGAUGUUGGAGUUAAUCUACGUUCUACAGUGCCACCUGAGAAGUGCUAUCUUCCAAAGAAACAAAUCCAUGUGUGGUCUGGACAUACAAAGGGUGUCAGUGCAGUUAGAUUGUUUCCUCUCUCUGGGCAUAUACUGUUGUCUUGCUCUAUGGAUUGCAAAAUUAAGCUAUGGGAAGUAUAUGGUGAUCGAAGAUGUCUACGCACAUUUAUUGGACAUAGUAAAGCUGUUCGAGACAUCUGUUUUAAUAAUGCUGGCACUCGCUUUCUUAGUGCUGCAUAUGACCGCUAUCUUAAGCUCUGGGACACUGAAACAGGGCAAUGUAUUUCAAGAUUCACAAACAGGAAGGUUCCUUAUUGUGUCAAGUUCAAUCCUGACGAAGAUAAACAAAAUCUCUUUGUUGCAGGAAUGUCAGAUAAGAAAAUUGUGCAGUGGGAUAUUCGAAGUGGUGAGAUUGUGCAGGAAUACGAUAGGCAUUUGGGAGCUGUCAACACCAUUGUGUUUGUGGAUGAAAAUAGAAGGUUUGUGAGUACAUCUGAUGACAAGAGUUUAAGAGUCUGGGAAUGGGACAUUCCUGUAGACUUCAAGUACAUAGCUGAGCCAAGUAUGCAUUCGAUGCCAGCCGUGACUUUGUCUCCAAAUGGGAAGUGGUUGGCUUGCCAGUCGAUGGAUAACCAAAUUCUGAUUUUUGGAGCUCAGAACAGAUUCAGAUUAAACAAAAAGAAAAUUUUCAAAGGUCACAUGGUAGCUGGCUACGCUUGUCAAGUGGAUUUUUCACCUGACAUGAGCUAUGUGAUAUCUGGAGAUGCAGAUGGAAAACUUAACAUCUGGGACUGGAAGACAACAAAACUCUACAGCAGAUUAAAAGCACAUGAUAAAGUCUGUAUCGGUGCAGUGUGGCAUCCACACGAAACAUCUAAAGUCAUUACAUGCGGCUGGGAUGGUCUUAUUAAACUAUGGGACUAAAAAGGAUGCUACGAAGGUCUAAAGAUGUAAGUCCUGCAUACAUCUGAGAUUAGAGUGAAUUCUGCUGUAAGGAUGGGUAGACAUUUGUAAUGCUGCAGUUCUCAGCUAGCUGUAUAUAUGCACUAAAAAAUGGGAAAUCUUCAGAAGACACAACUGAAAGGAUAUAGUUCUAAAUAUUACCUCUGAGUAUGAGAAGCCGAGGUCAUGUGAAGCAUGCAGAAUCAAGUGUUAGUUUGUCAUGUCACUGGUUGUGCAAAACACUCUUGUAAAAUGAAAUAAUUUUAAGAAAAACUA
Fulmarus glacialis (Northern fulmar) is the source of this 1628-nucleotide messenger RNA. It is a transcript of the gene CDC40, whose product is annotated as cell division cycle 40. The transcript is spliced from 12 exons. Gene Ontology annotation, biological process: mRNA splicing, via spliceosome. The record is from RefSeq and is a predicted model, not a curated record. Gene Ontology annotation, molecular function: mRNA binding; protein binding. NCBI's taxonomy places the organism in Eukaryota, Metazoa, Chordata, Aves, Procellariiformes, Procellariidae. Gene Ontology annotation, cellular component: catalytic step 2 spliceosome. The annotation marks the transcript as partial.